CCUUUCUAGAUUCUCUGUUGCGCAUUUUGACAGUAGCGUCCUGGCGUUUAGCUUGUUAGCCAUGUGUUUAACUGGUCCAGAUGGGGAUUUUAGUGAGGUUCGGGACAUGAAUGAAAAUGCUGUUGAAGUUUUAAUUUAUAGUCUGGUUUUAAAGUUCGGGCUUGGGUUAGCUUAGUUAGCUACAAUGGAGCGCCAGGGUUUAAUCGGAGACCUGGACAGCAAGAGUAAGGAGCAGCUGGGUGAAAUACUGUCACGACAAGAAAAGUUACUGAACAAUAAGCGUUUUGUCCAAACCCUUCCUGACAAAGGAAAGAAGAUUUCUGAGUUUGUGGAGAAAGUCCGCCAUGCUCUAGCGAUUAAGGACGAAGAAGAGAAGAAGCAGGCCAGCUUGGACUCUGUGCGAUCAGAAUUUCAGGCCAGAUAUCAGCAGGCUUUCACUCAGCGCCGGCAUGUCGUCUCCGCCGAUGCACCUGCUGCUAGAACAAGGCUUAAAGAGAAAGAGGUGAACACAGAGCCGUCACACCCGGUGGAAGCUGCGAGCAGAGCAGAUGGAGAAAAUAGCCUUGAGUCCAUGUGUAUAGAGAACAAUGAGACAACAUCUGGAGACACAGCAGCAUCAGGGAAUGAAGACGGAGCUACAGAUACGGAUCUCACGGUGGCGUUUGAACGGGUCACUUUAACCGAGGAGAACCCUGUUCCUCCUAGAGACAUGACUAGAAACCCUUUCUCAGGCUCACAGCAACAGAAGAAGCCACAUUACGUAGAAGUGUUGGAGAGAUCAGACCAAAGUGUGACCAAACCUCGAUUCAGACUCAAUCAACUGCCAGUGAAGUCAGCCUCUCCAUCUCCCGGUCAGUCCCCUGGCAGUGUUACCCCGCUCAGCACUGAGGUCCGGAGACAGAGGGACAGGAAGCACCUUGAUGAUGUCACAGCCGCCAAGCUUCCUCCGCUGCACCACAGUCCUGCACAGUUACUAUCACUGGAGGAGUCUGUCACCCUCCUGAAGGAGCAGACAAAGAAGCAUCAGGAGCUCCAAGCCAAACUGGCUGCCCAGAAGCUGGCAGAGGGUCUGAGUGUCAGUAUGAACAGCUAUAAUCCUGAGGGGGGCGCUCUGGCUGCAUACAGAGAGGUGCAUGAUGAUGAUGGGGCACUCUCAGAGGAAGACUGACCCAGGAGACUGAUCCUGUCUUAGCCUGUGGAUAGAGACAUCUGGAGCUGUAAGAUCAGCUUCUUUAACAGCGUUGUCUCAGGUACUUCCUUGAGUUAACUGACUCAUAACGAUGCCGUUCUGCAGAUUAUACUGCAAGGAAGCCAGUUUGGAAACAGAAAAGCUGCUACUGGGAAUGCGCUUUGAAUAAAGCGCUAGUACAGUCGUUCUCAAAUCAAUUUCUGGUAUGAUGAGCGCUAAAUCUUUUUCUGUUCUUUGAUGUAACACCUAAUUUAGCUCGACAGGGCUUUAUUAAACCGUACAUGAGCCGAGCCGGGUGUUCUACAGAAGGGACCAUCCAGAAAUGACAACGCUGGGAACACUGGGAAUGAAAAGCACUGUAUAACUAUGACUUGAUUUCAGAAAUAUGAAAACGCAUUAUGCAAGAAUUUAUUCAUUUUUUUUUUUUUUUUUUUGCAAGACCUGUUUUUUUUUAGUGUGCAGUCAAAAA
Hemibagrus wyckioides is the source of this 1658-nucleotide messenger RNA. It is a transcript of the gene polr2m, whose product is annotated as RNA polymerase II subunit M. Gene Ontology annotation, biological process: transcription elongation by RNA polymerase II; intracellular signal transduction. Gene Ontology annotation, cellular component: intracellular anatomical structure; nucleus. The coding region runs from base 185 to 1168 and encodes 327 amino acids. The transcript has 4 exons. Lineage: Eukaryota; Metazoa; Chordata; Actinopteri; Siluriformes; Bagridae. Gene Ontology annotation, molecular function: transcription elongation factor activity. The record is from RefSeq and is a predicted model, not a curated record.